GACGUCAAACAACGUGAUGAAUAAUUAUAAUUUAAACACCAAAUUAGUUCAAUUGAAAAAGGUCAGUGUAGUUUAUUGGCCGACUUCGAGCAAGACAAACAAGUGCCAUCCCAAGCCAGUAAUGGCUGAGGGGAAAUGCCUACUCCCAGUUAAAGAUGGCAACAAACAAUUUGCUUUUACAGUUGUACAGCUACUUGAGAAAGAAUCUGAAAUUCUUGGUAGUGGGUCAUAUGGAACAGUUUGUAAAGCCAAGUGCGAUGAAAUUAUGUGUGCAGCUAAGAAGAUCUACCCAGCACUGUUUCAAGUGGAACCCAUUGAGCCAGGCAGAGAACAUACACACCCACUACGACGAUUCGAAGCAGAGUGUUAUCUUCUUAAAAACAUCGAUCACCCCAACAUUGUACAGUAUCUGGGGACCUAUCGCGAUCCUGACACAAAUGCACCAGUUCUUCUCAUGGAGCUCAUGGACGAGAGUUUGACACACUUCCUGGAGUCAUCACCUAGAGACAUUCCCUACCACAUCCAAGUCAAUCUCUCUUAUGACAUAGCUCAAGCACUUGCCUUUCUUCACUCUAAUGGGAUCAUCCAUCGCGAUCUCUCCAGCAACAAUGUCCUACUACUAGCAGGCAGUCGAGCUAAGAUUACAGAUUUUGGGAUGUCAAAAUGGAUUGACACCAACAUACAGAUGACAAAAUGUCCUGGUACACCAGCAUUUAUGCCUCCUGAAGCUUUAGACGAACCACCGGUCUACACAGAGAAACUAGAUAACUUUUCUCUCGGGGUGAUCAUUGUCCAAAUCAUAACUCGAUUGUUUCCAAACCCAACAGAUCGCUUUGCUAAUAGAGAACUAGUCGACCCAAAAUUUCCCAUGGAAAAUAUACAAGCUAAAGUAGCUGUGCCCGAGGUUGAGCGUCGACAGGCUCAUAUCAGUCGGAUUAAUGGAAUGCAUUCUCUACUGCCAAUCGCUUUAGAAUGCCUGAAAAACAAAGAAUUUGAAAGACCAACUUCGAAGCAACUUUGCCAAUCGCUGGGCGCUUUAAAGGAAAUAACAAUCUAUCAACAAAGUUGCGCAGAAGAUAAGGAUCAAAUUAUUCGAGCAAAGGACGAGAAGAUUCAGACCACUAAUCAGGAUUUAGCUACAAAAAUUCGCCAAUUGCAAAAAAAUGUAGAGCAAUUAGAUAUCCAAAAGGAUUCAUUGACAAUAAAGGAUAUGGAAAUUGAAAGGCUCACACUUCAGCUGAAUGAAAUAACAGACGAAUGUGAUAGCAGAACUAGGCAAUUGAGAGAGCUUGGUACACAAGUACAGAGCUACGAACAAGAGAUUGACCAUUUACGACUUGUCACAACUACCGACCAGGCACAUGCAUCAGAGAAUUGCUCAAGUGGAAAAAGUUCUGUUCACGUUGAGUACUCAACAGAUAACCCAUUUAACAUAAGCAGUGGCUUCUAUGCCGUAGUGGGCAGCAAGGUUUAUUUUCGAAAGGCUUACGAUGAAUCUAAUAGAAUCUAUGAAUAUGACCUUGAUAGUAGAACAUGGUCAGUAUUGAAAGCUGAUCCAGUUUCUAAAGGGUUCACUAUAGUCAGUGUCGACAAUAUGCUCACAAUUGUUGGAGGAGAAGGAUAUAUUCUCAACUACAACAAACUCUAUUGUUUUUUAUACAAGAAAUGGGUGGAGAUAUUCCCACCUAUGAAUAAUAGACGAGUACGCCCACAUGCCGUGUAUGCAAAACGACACCUUAUUGUAGUUCAACGCUAUAAUGGAUAUAAUGUCGAAAUACUGAACAUUGACACGUUACAAUGGUCGAUGGCUACACCAUUUCUAGAGUCACCUGAUACUAUCGUUGUGACUGGAGAAUACAUUUAUUCUAAAUGCAAUCGUAAAAUACACAAAUGCUUGCUAUCAGAUCAACUCGCUGGAUCUAGUUCUGAAAAUCCAAAUAAAUUCUGGCAAGAAAUACGUGUCGACCUUCCAUUGCAUUCAUUAGGAUGUAUUGUAAGCAUUGAUGAUCAUCUACUAGUGGUUGGAGGAACAGUGAAAUUCAAAAAUGAUGAGCCUAAAUACUUUUGGGAUUUGUACAGCUGUAAAGCAGUUAAAGAUAUCUACGAAUACAUUCCAUCAAGUGACUCAUGGACGGUUGUUGGUCAAAUGUCAGUGCCUCGCUUAGAUUGUUUAGCAACUUCUCUACCUAACAAUAAGCUUAUGAUCGUUGGUUCAGACUCGACAGACAUUAUGAACACAUGUUAGUAUUACACAAGGAUUUGUACACACUGUACCUGUGUUAAUAGCUACAAUAGUAACUUUACGUUUGUUACUAGAAAAUUAAUGUGCACAUAAUUAUGAAUAAAAGUAAUGCAUGUAUGUACCUCUGCUCAUUUAUAAUUAUGUAGAUUUACGUAUUCGUAACAGAAAAAUAAAAUUAUCACCUCAA
This is a messenger RNA of Halichondria panicea, 2429 nucleotides long. RefSeq names its product serine/threonine-protein kinase 24-like. The coding region runs from base 17 to 2245 and encodes 742 amino acids. NCBI's taxonomy places the organism in Eukaryota, Metazoa, Porifera, Demospongiae, Suberitida, Halichondriidae. Gene Ontology annotation, biological process: protein phosphorylation. The record is from RefSeq and is a predicted model, not a curated record. The transcript has a single exon. Gene Ontology annotation, molecular function: protein binding; ATP binding; protein kinase activity.